CCUGGUUAGGUUGUGUGAGGGCUGCCUGCGCACGCGCUCUCUCCUCCGUGCCGCUGAGGGGAUUGCAGGCCACCAUCUGCCGCGGAGCCGGGGUCCGUCGCCAGGUGGGGAAGAUGCUGGGCAGCAAGGGCUUCAACAUGGAGAAGCAGAACCACGCUCCGCGGAAACAGCACCAGCCGCACCUGCCACCGUCCAUCCCCGCCAACGGGCAGCAGGCGAACAGCCAUAAUGAAGGCCUGACUAUUGACCUGAAGAACUUCCGGAAACCUGGUGAAAAGACCUUCACCCAAAGAAGCCGCCUGUUUGUGGGGAAUCUGCCCCCUGACAUUACAGAGGAAGAGAUGAGAAAGUUAUUUGAGAAGUAUGGCAAGGCAGGUGAAGUCUUCAUCCACAAGGAUAAAGGCUUUGGCUUUAUCAUGCUGGAAACUCACACUCUGACAGAGAUUGCAAAGGUGGAACUAGACAACAUGCCUCUAUGUGGGAAGCAGCUAAGAGUGCAUUUUGCGUGCCACAGUGCAUCACUGACAGUCAGGAACCUGCCUCAGUUUGUGUCCAAUGAGCUCCUGGAGGAAGCCUUCUCAGUGUUUGGCCAGGUGGAAAGGGCUGUGGUUGGUGUGGAUGACAGAGGACAAUCCUCUGGGAAAGGCAUUGUGGAGCUCUCAGGGAAGCCUGCUGCUAGGAAAGCCCUGGAUAGAUGUAGCGAUGGGUCUUUCCUGCUAACUACAUUCUCUCUCCUUGUCACUGUGGAGCCCAUGGAUCAGUAUGAUGAUGAAGAGGGUCUGCCAGAGAAGCUAAUCAUUAAAAACCAGCAAUAUCACAAGGAGCGUGAGCAGCCUCCUCGGUUUGCACAGCCUGGUAGCUUUGAAUAUGAAUAUGCCAUGCGUUGGAAAGCUCUAAUAGAAAUGGAGAAACAGCAGCAAGAGCAAGUAGACUGCAACAUCAAGGAAGCUCGAGAGAAGCUGGAAAUGGAAAUGAAAGCAGCACGCCAUGAGCACCAAGUUAUGCUCAUGCGGCAAGAUUUAAUGAGACGCCAGGAAGAGCUGAGGAGAAUGGAGGAAUUGCAUAACCAAGAAGUACAAAAACGUGAACAGUUGGAACUCAGGCAAGAGGAAGAGAGCAGGUGCCAUGAGGAGGAAAUGAGAAGGCAGCAAGAAGAGAUGAUGAGACGCCAGCAGGAAGGCUUUAAAGGGAAUUUUGCUGAUACGAGGGAGCUACCAGACAUGCGAAUGGGACAGAUGAGUACGGGAAGCACCACUGGCAUGAACAGUAGAGGAGCCAUGGGUGGUACCAAUGUCCCAGCUGCUGUACCUUCUGUGACUGGUCCUGGAGCUAUGAUACGUGAUGGGAAGACUCCACCACCACCUGCAGACCGCUUUGGCCAGAGCGGUGCGAUGGAGGGCCUCGGAGCAAUGGGAGGGAAUCCACCUGCCUUCAACAGAGGAAAUCCAGGGGCUGAUUUUGGUUCUAACAAGCAUCGCAGAUACUAACAGGAUUAAGCUACUCCCUGCGCACACCCCAAAAAGGAAAGGAAUCUUGGCAGGCCACGCAGGGCUCAACUCAAGGCGGGGUGGGGGGGACGGGGGACACGGUGAUAUUAAAAAUAGUUAAUUAGGGCCUGUUUUGGUAAAGCCACUCUAGGCCAAGGGGGGUGCAGUCUGACUGGUAAAGGUUUUAGAAGAAUUCAUGUGGUGCAUUCCUAUAAUUUCAAUGUGAAAAAUGGAUUCUGGGAGGAUGCCAUGGUUGUUAAGCCGGUAAAAUCCAGCAAGGACCCUCAUGCCUUGACCAUUCCAGGUUGCUGUUUGCAGCUGGAGUCCUGAGACUAAACUAGAUAAAAAUUGCAGUGUCUUGGCAUUUUUUUAGUGUAGUGUACCUUGCUGAAGAGCACAGGGAAGUUUCUGGAGAAUAGGGCAGCAUCUGGGUACUUUGCAGCUCCCAUGAUUCUGUAAAUUGAUAUAGCUCCAAAUGAUCCAUCACAUAGUUAAUUGGGGAAGAUUUUAUGUUCGGGGUUAUUUUGGUUUUGUUCUGUUUCUUUUUCUUCUAACUUGCAGUUACUCCUUUAUCUGGACCAUCUGUUUCUUUAAAGUAGUUGACUGUCGUGUGCAGCCGGAAUGGCUGUGGGAGGCUCUUCUUUGGAUGGAUUUUUUUUUGAUAAUGUGUUGUAUUGCUGUUCAUUUUUACUGGUAGUAAAGUACAAUCUAUUGGACAAAGAUACUGUAUCUCUUGAUGAAGAUUUAACUAAAACAAAUGUU
This is a messenger RNA of Pezoporus occidentalis (night parrot), 2249 nucleotides long. RefSeq names its product non-POU domain-containing octamer-binding protein-like. Gene Ontology annotation, cellular component: nucleus. The record is from RefSeq and is a predicted model, not a curated record. NCBI's taxonomy places the organism in Eukaryota, Metazoa, Chordata, Aves, Psittaciformes, Psittacidae. Gene Ontology annotation, biological process: regulation of DNA-templated transcription. Gene Ontology annotation, molecular function: RNA binding.